GACCAGUCAUCCCCGUAUAGAUGUGAUGGAUGCGCGCGCUCCCGCCCGCUCCCGUGACGCAGCGCAUCCUCGUGCGCACAGAUGCUGCUGGAGUGGAAGCGACAGGCGCGCUCAUCUCGGUGGGACUGAGCACAUCGAACACCAGAGACGGGGGAGAAGAUCACCCGGCUUGCGUCCGUGAGGGAGCCUCAGACCGCGGGGAACCAUGCUCGUCACGAGUGUCUCCGUGGGCAGCAGGACUUAAAAAAGCUGCGGUCCAUCCAUCUGGACACUUUUUACUCUCGCCCCUUCCCCUUGUGUCUCCCUCCCCCAUUGAUAAGGCAGAUAAGAGUCCAGACAGUCACAUUCCUGCUCAUAUUCCUCUUCGGGUGAGCUAUUUCACUCCAGUUUGACGGCCUAUCGGGGUCUCCUUUAAGAGCGAUGUGGAAGACCGGGGUCCUCCUGCUGCUGUGGGUGCUUUUGGCGUCCGGCGAACUCCAACAAGACACGGAGCCGCGUAAACUCCCACCCCCGGGAAAGUUGGAUUUCGGUUAUGUGCCCUCGGGAGUUUACGAGACACUGGCCCAUUACGAACCGGGACCGAUAGGGAUCCUGUUCCACAUGGUGCAAGCUUUUCUGUACGUCGUGCAACCCAACGCCUUCCCACAAGAUCUUAUUGUCAAACUGGCAAAGGACAAGUUUGGAGCCAUUCAGACAGAAUAUCAAAAGGCCAUCUACUACGAGAUAGGCUUCCUUGUGUGUGCGGCUGUGGGCCUGCUGUUCACCGUUCUGAUGCCGAUAGCCGGCCUCUUCUUCUGCAUGUGCCGCUGCUGUGACAACUGCGGCGGCGAGAUGCACCAGCGCCAGAGGAAAAACGCGGACUGCCGGCGUGGGCUGCUGGGAACACUGCUCUUCUCCACCUCACUGGUCAUCACGAUCGGAGUACUGUGUGCAUAUGCUGCCAACCAGAACCUGAGCUCUCAGGUGAAGAACAUACGGAGACUGGUCAACAGCAACAUGAGGGACCUGCACACCUUCGCUAAUGACACGCCAAUGCAAAUUGAUUACCUAAUAUCCCAAUAUGCCACAGCCAAGAACAAAGUCAUCUAUGACCUAGAUAAUAUAGGGCCGUUAUUGGGUGGAAGGAUACGUGACCAGCUGGAUAAGGAGGUCCACCCUGCCUUGGACAGAGUGCUAAAUAUGGCUGGAGCCAUGCGAGAAACGAAGGAGGCCCUGGAGAACUCUAGUGUGGGUCUAGAGGUCCUCCAAGAAGGAACAGGGAAACUCAACUUCAACCUGAGCCUGGUUCGGACCCGCAUCAACCACACCCUCGACGACCCGGGCUGUAAUGAUGAGGAGUCAGACGCCACCACGGCACAGCUGUGCCGCAACAUCCGCAACUCCUUGUCUCAACUGCAGAUCAGCGCCAACUUCACAAGGCUACCCAAAGUGAACAUUCAGCUGCAAAAGGUGAACGAUGUGUUGAGAACGGACCUCAGUGCUAUCGUCCAGAAGGGUUAUUCCUCUUUGAAUGACACGCCACACAUGGUGAUUGAACAGACCAGAAAUGUUGUGGAGAAUGUACAAGGUUUGAUGGACGGAAUUGGCACUAACAUCAGCAGGUUUUCCAAGGUAUUCCCUGUGCAGAGUUGCCUUUCCAACUUCACUAUCCUCAUUAGCCAUGCCCAUGCCAAGAUUGAGGACUACUACCCUGAAAUUGACAAAAUGGACUUCUACAGAUGGAUUGGCUGUAUUGCUCUUUGCUGCAUGGUGGUCCUGGUCCUGGCUUUCAACUACCUGGGCCUGCUAUGUGGCACCCUGGGAUACGACAAGCACGCCUCACCUACAACACGAGGCUGCAUUUCCAAUACAGGAGGAACAAUGCUCAUGGCUGGCGUUGGAUUUAGCUUCAUCUUCUCCUGGGUGCUCAUGGGAGUGGUGACCACCAUCUUCUUGGUUGGAGGCAACAUGGAGAAACUUGUUUGUGAACCUUUCCACACCAAAGAAGUCUUCAAGGUUGUGGACACUCCAUAUCUGGUCAACCCCGAGUGGAAGAACUUCAUCCCUGGCUACAUGUACAACGACUCCGACCUGGAGCUGACAGCAGAGAGCUUGUACAGCACAUGCAAAGAGAACAAAGGCAUCUACUCAGCCAUGCGUCUGGACAAAGUCUUCAACAUCUCCUCUUUCCUGAACACUACAGUGUUUACGAAGGAUGUGGUGGGUCAGCUGGACAGUAUAAAGAUCGACCUGAGGGGAAUAAUCCUGUUAGAGGCAGAGGGGAAGCAGAACCUUCUGGAUUUCUCAGAAGCAGGGCUGUCGGAGAUCAACUACGCAGACUACCUGGAAGAGGUCAACAAAGGAGUCACUGUGAUAGACCUUCUCUCAUUUACCAGAGAGCUGGAGGCCAAGACAGACCUCAUGCCCAAAGGGUCUCUGCACACCGCCCUGAAAGGCCACACCAGCACUCUGCGACAGAUCCACAGCCAACAGGUCAUCCCCAUGGAACAGGCCAUGAGCGCACUGAACCAGAGCAUGAGGUUCCUGGAGAGAACAGCCUCAGACCUGCCAAACAAAGUUUUAGCAAUUAUUGAUGCCAUCGAAGCUGCUCAGCACCUCAUCUCCCAGAAUGCUACACAUUUAAUCAAUCGGGAAACUGGAAGAUUCACAGCGACCAUUGUUGGCUACUUCCAUCAAUACAUAGAAUGGGUCAAAACAUCCUUGGCCAUGGAGGUUGCGCCAUGCAAGCCCUUCAGCAACAUGGUGGACACGGCAGAAAUCAUUGCUUGCAGUUUCUUGGUUGACUCCAUGAACACAUUCUGGAUGGGCCUGGGCUGCAGCACUCUCUUCUUGCUCCCAAGCAUUAUCCUAGCAGUGAAACUAGCCAAGUAUUACCGCAGGAUGGACACAGAGGAUGUUUACGAUGACAUUGAGACAAUUCCCAUGAAAAAUAUGGAAAAUGGUAAUAAUGGUUAUCAUAGUGAACGCUCACAAGGUAUCCCAAAUCCUAUGAUGACAAGCAUCCCUACCUAUGACACUAUGAACAGGUUUCCACGGGCCUCGGCUCCUCCGAGGCACAUUGACUGGUGACAGAGAGCCGGCUCUUGUUCUGGCUCGUGAAAGUGCCCUCGAAAGCUGGAACUAAAAUACAUCAUAUGUUUGUCUCAUGACCCCCUUGGACCAGAGAAAUAAAUAAAAGCUGGUUUCCUUACAAGAGAAGAAGAGCACACAAAGCCCUUUGGAUAUUUUUGUCUUUAGUGAUCAACUCUCAUCAGUCCACAAAUGUUGCCUGCCGCUCCAAGAAACUAUGCCUGCAGGACAUCAAACUCUUCUCCCUCAGCGUCAAUCUGAGCCAGGCUUGUUCUGCAUUUGUCAAAGGACCGCUGUGUCUGCGUUUACAGUUGUUUAGACAAAACUAAGCUAAAAAAUUCAUUCAGCAAGAGGAAAGGACAAUAAUUGUGAUGCCUGUUUAUUUUGUGCUUAAGAAGACAGCGGCUGAAAAGUCUCAAAGGUCAUGGCGAGCUGUUUCUCCUGCACUUCGAAUGGAUGUAUCACAGUCUACGUAAGCAGCAUACAUGAGUUGAGCUGGACGAUUUGAAUGAAGUGGUAAAAAAUUAAACAAAACAAAAACAGUUUGUUACCAGGUGGAUUUUUGUGGGUAAUAUGGAGAAAUUUAGAAUGAUUUUUAAAUGUUUACAAUAUUGCAAAACAUUCAGAGUUUGGGAAAACUGCAUAUGACUGGUUGCCUUUCAAAUGUAUGUGGCAUGUUGACAGAUGUGAUCCUUCUCAAAGGGAAAAUCCACCCACUGAUGCUCUCACAAAAUUAAAUAAAAAUCAGUGUCUGUGACACUGUGAUAUCAAAUGAUUUACUCUGAUGUCUUUUUAGCAUGCCCAUUUUCUCUUAACUCAUAACAGCAAACCCAUUUUUUUCUUUAUGGGAAAAUUAGGGAAUUUAAAACAGAUCAAUUUAAGUAGGCUUGAAUUGAUUUUGACACCUGACAACCUAAGAUGACAAUAUUGUGUUUACCUUUCAUUAUGCACUACAUAAACAUGUUUUUAUUUGUUAAUCUUCUUGGGCACCAUUUAAGAAACCUUACACCAGGUUGGUGGUGCCACUGUUUUUGAGAUCAAGGUUUGGCCAGUUAAUCACAUGAGCAGCAGUAAUACUUCACCAAAUAACAAAAUAAAUCAAAAAAUGCCUCACCAAACCAACAAUGUAAAUGGGGUGUGGUGGAUUUUCCCUUUAAUUCUCAUGAUUAAGUCAGUGCAUUUUUCAUAUAUCACAUACUUUAACAAGAGUUAUGUUUAUAGUUGGUUUUGUAAAUGAUGAAUUGAUUAACAACGCUAUCAUGUUGAUUUCACUAACAUGACUGCUUUUCUUUUUUACUUGGAUCUUUCUUGCUUCCAUAGUGAUGAUACUUUUAAAGUUGAGAAAUAAUUUCUCAAGCCAAAUUGUUGUUUUUUGGUUUUGUUUUGUUUUUCACUGCAGGUCUCGGGUCUUAGUGGUCUGUCAGUCGUGUGCUUAUUUUGUUUCUGCUUUUUAAAACCCCACAAUAGCCUAUCUAUGGAUACAUUUAGCAUAUUAUUGAUUGGGUGAAUGUAUUCAAGAACUAUUUUUUGUUUUCACUGGAUGAUGUUGUCUGAGAAAUAUGCUGAAGUCUAUUGCUAAAGCACUGCGCAAGCCAGUCAAGCUAUCCCACCCACCUCGCCUCCAUGUUUACAGGUUAGAUUUGCAGCUGCUGUCGGUGCUGUUAUGAUGGUGAAAAAUCAGACAAUCCAUUCCGGAAGAAUGCUAUGAUUUACACAGCCGAUCAUGCUGAUGCACACUGAAAAAAAAUAAUGUCCAUCUUAACUGAAUUUUGCACGUCUAGCUAAGAGCUGACAUGAUAUUUAAAUAAUUUUGCAAGCUUUUUGAUCCCCUAUUAGCAUCAAAGUUGUGUCAAUGGAACAGAUUACCUUUGAAAACUAGAGAAAAUAUUUUAAAAUUUCACUUUUAUGACCAUAUUUAAUUUACAUCACAUAGACAAUCUGACUAUUUCCAUGAAUCAAAAAACUACAUAUAGUACUAAGCAUUAUGUCAUAAAUACUGUAUGUACCAGUGUUCAGAAUAAAUUCUUACUGUGAUGUAAAAAUGGCUGUAGUUAGCAUAAGAUUUGCUGACAGUUUCUGUGUUUCAUUGCAAUACCUAGGUUCUUGUUAAGAUGGACAUUUUUGAGCCUAUCUGUGUGUUCACUUUCACAGGACUAUCACUGAUUUUGUUAUCUGCAAGAGUCUGGAUGUGACCCAUCUUGGGAGAAAAAGGGUGUGAUUUAACUAAGUGCUUAAAGUAGAUUAUUGUAUAUCCAAACUCUGGUUGGAUGCAGUCGCAACAGAUGCGGUGGUGACUGGUUUGAACUGUGAUGCUCCAAAGUUGAGUGUUGAUGGGGCAAUGGAAGAGGAAGUUUUUAUGUGGUGGUGAAAGAGAGUGUAUAAAUUGUGAAUAAACUCUGAAAUGGAAUUUCUGU
This is a messenger RNA of Scatophagus argus, 5483 nucleotides long. It is a transcript of the gene prom1a, whose product is annotated as prominin 1a. Gene Ontology annotation, cellular component: prominosome; microvillus; cilium. Bases 421 to 3069 code for a protein of 882 amino acids. The transcript is spliced from 27 exons. Gene Ontology annotation, molecular function: cholesterol binding. The record is from RefSeq and is a predicted model, not a curated record. NCBI's taxonomy places the organism in Eukaryota, Metazoa, Chordata, Actinopteri, Scatophagidae.